This is a messenger RNA of Podospora bellae-mahoneyi, 466 nucleotides long. RefSeq lists its product as uncharacterized. Lineage: Eukaryota; Fungi; Ascomycota; Sordariomycetes; Sordariales; Podosporaceae. Bases 35 to 466 code for a protein of 143 amino acids. The record is from RefSeq and is a predicted model, not a curated record. The transcript has 2 exons.
CCGAAGCUCGCGUGGCAUCGAAUCAGAGCAGGUGAUGACAGCCUUGUGCAUUCGGAGCAGCGGGUUCCUGUGGCCGGAUUGCGUGGGCCCAACAAGAGCCGUCCUAAAGCGCCCUGAUUGUCAGGAGGCGAUAGGUAGAUGCCUCGUCAUCGGGCACCCAAGUCCCCCAAUGCACGGGCCCCAUUCAGGAAUUGUGUGCACCAUGUACUUGGUAGAAGGCUUCCUUUCUCGGGACUCGGCGCUCAGGCACUGCCACAAACCGCCCGUGAUUGUUGCUCUCGGAUUAUCUGCAAGCGCUGAGAUCGGAGUGAUCGCAUACAGAUCCAGGUCAUCUUUUUCUACACGACAUCCUCCUGCUCCCCAGCAGCCCAAAAGAAAACGGCCUCUCGGCGGCAAAGCCAUCAUCUUCAGGACUCGUCGAGUCCUCGGGGCCUUGCAGGCUUCCCGAUACUCACACAUUCUCUAG